CAGGUGUUGUGGUACCAGGUGCCUGAGUCUUGUCGAUUGCUCGGCCCAGCAAAACUUCAACAGAUACCAGCCGCCAAUGCCGCCUCUCUUCGUCCGCCCCCCCCCUACCUCUAUAUAUACUAUCCGCACCGGCAUCCUUUCCAUGCUCCUCCUUCUCCUUCCUGCAAACGCCUUCAUCCACACUUCCAUGCAUGUCAGCCCCCGGCGCUUGACCAGUGGAGGCAGCAAUGUGUGUGUGCCUGCCAGUGACCAUGCUAUGCUGUCUCCCUGGUCCCGCCCUCGCAGUCAGUACGGGGCUUCCGCCCUUGAUAACACGGAGAACAACGAAAGGCCAUCAACUAUGGAUUCUUCCUCCGAACCGUUGCCAGGCUCGACAAUUGUUCAAUAUAACUCUCCACUCUUUCCACCCCAAGUGCUCGACUCCCUGUGGAACCAACAACGCAAGCCCCUCCUUCGCCUGGGAGCCAAGGGGGUGUUGAAAAGCCAUUUAAAUUCCCUCCGGGAACUUCUCGACGCGCAUAACGUAGUCCGCGUCAAGGUGAAUGGUCUAUCCAAUACAGACAUCCAAGGACUGGCAGAAAACGCCCUGCGUAUGGCGGUCGAGCAUGAUUCCGAGCCAGCGCUCGGUGUUCUAUUGCGCGUGAAAGGGAAGGAAUUUCUUGUCGGCCGCCCAGAUAAAAUGGAGGCGUUGCGGAAAAAGCUAUUGUCGUCAGACGGUCCCCCGGGGGAAGCCAUAAAGUGAGACGUAUCUACGUAACUCAAGGGUUAGGGGGAAGGGAGUGAACGCCGCCAGGCUAUCAAUAAAUAGCAUGAAAAUCUUUAAUG
Nannochloropsis gaditana CCMP526 is the source of this 825-nucleotide messenger RNA. RefSeq lists its product as uncharacterized. The transcript has a single exon. The record is from RefSeq and is a predicted model, not a curated record. The annotation marks the transcript as partial.